Molecule: messenger RNA, 561 nt
Organism: Acaulospora morrowiae
Lineage: Eukaryota; Fungi; Glomeromycota; Glomeromycetes; Diversisporales; Acaulosporaceae
Source: the annotation of a GenBank genome assembly
AUGCCUGCCAGAAAAAAAGUAUCCGUUGAAUCGUCUUCCACAUCCACGUCCGUUCAACUUCCGAAUGAUACCUCCACAUCUUCCCGCAAUUCCUCUUCUAAAACUCCUUCAAAAACAAAAACAAGUCCGACAAUCAACCUAGUCUUCUCCAAGAAGUAUACCUACCCGAUAAAUCGCCGUGGAGCCGAUUACAAAAAACUCUCGAAAUUUAUCGCAGAGGCCCUACGAUACAUAAAUACUUUUAAUUACCCGUAUGAAAUGUUUUAUGAUUUAGAUGGGAAGGAAUAUGCGUUUAAGUCGAGUACCGAUGACACCAUGAAAAUACUGAAAGACAUCCUUGAGGGUGAUGAUGGACAGCGCGUCGAUACUGUUUACAUUUUGGCAGAACGCAAGGUCGGAAUUCAAACGUUUUUCGCAUAUAACAUGGAUUUUAUAGUGUUCAUAAUAUUCUUAUGCAACUUGUCAUGGUUCAUUCUUGUGGGAACGCAAGAGACAAAGAUGGCAUCAAUCGUCAUAGGGGUUGGGUUGGGCCUUUGGUUGUACUGGAAAUAUUUGAGAUAG